UAGGACUAGUAGGAGUAGAGCAGAAGUCGUGUGAAGUGAAGAGGAGCCUUGAUACAGUUUUCAUGACUCGUGAAGUUGUGUUCUGUAGAAACCUCAAUAAAGACUACAUCAGCAUCAGCAUCAUUAUGUCGAGAAGCUGCUAGUACGUGCGUCCCUCGCAGGAGAGCGAACAUCAUUGUGGUCAUACUCGUACCAGUCUAGUCUGAGAUAAACGAAUCUCAAUAAAUUAGUAAGGCCCAUGAAAGUAAGAAUAAUUGGAAAAAUGUGCUAACUGGCGCUAUGGCGUAUCGACCAUUAUGAUGGGUGACGCCUGAAGGCGCACGCGAGAGAGAGAGAAAGAAAGAGAGUGGUGCUGUUUGCUAGGCGCGCGGCUCAACGUUUUGCUCAGCGGCAAGCUGGGGGUAGCGAUGGAGAGUCAACGCUGGCUAUGGCCCGCCGUGCAUGCAGCGACUGCGGAGAUAGCGACGACGACGGCGACGACGACGACGCUAGAGCAGGUCGUAACCACGGACAAUUCCGGAACGGGGGAUAGUCCACGGCAGACGACCAUCAUUGUGGCCGUUUCCAGUCUUUCCAUGGCAGGCUGUUUAUUCAUUAUAAUGAGCUACGUACUGUGGCCAGACAUUCGAACUAGAACAAGACAGCUGCUGGUGUUUCUGAGCCUGGCGGACUUCAUGAACAGUGCAGGCAAUGCUGCCGGCGCUGCCUGUGCACAGUGGUGUGUAGCUGGAGCAAUGAAAACGGGCACGCUCAACUGCCAGCUACAGGCAUUCGUCACCACGUACUCGUCGCUGUGUUCGUUUGCGUGGACCGUUAGCAUAGCGAUAUUCCUGUACUGGAUGUUCAGCAGCGGUGACGUGGUGCUGGGAGAACGGCGAAUUGUCUCAUUGCACAUAUUUAGCUGGGGACUUCCCCUGGCCAUAACGCUAGCAGCUCAGUUUGGCGACGCACUGGGUAAUGAUGAUAGCCUGGACAGCUCCGGAUGGUGCUGGGUACGCCGGCAUCCCGGCACACCACACUUUGCUCCGAGUCCACGCGCCGGUGUGGACCCGAUGUUUGAGGAUCGCCGUGCUCGCACGUUCUGGCUGCUGAUGGGCGGCAAGGGCUGGGAACUGCUGGCCUACGUUUUCACUACUCUAUUCUACUUGGCCAUCAAGUGUCAUGUCUACGGGGAGACUCAUCACGGGCGCCAAAACCUGCUAACAUCUGCCGGAUUGGCAACUGCUCAGAAGAUUGAUCGUCGCCUGAUCUUUGUGCCCAUCAUGUUUGUGUUGCUGAGAAUAUGGGGCACAGUGCGCACUCUCCUGGAUAUUGCUGACAGCGGGGCGCAUCCUGAAUCAUGGUUCCAUAGCAGCACCCUUCGACUGCUCCAUGGCAUUGGUGACAAUUUGCCUGGCUUCUUCAACUUCAUCAUUUUCUGCUGCUUCUCGCCGAAGGUCCGGUCCAAGUUCCGCACUUGCUGCUCACUGGGUAGUGGCACAAGUCGGAGGCGAACACUUCUGGCCAACCGCCCUGCAUCACCAGGUGAGCGCGCCAGCCUUUUGGAGUCGGGCUCGGUGAAUGCCAGGGUCAGAACCUCGAUCACCGCAUCUGGACGAUUGACCCCUGAGCCCAGUAGGAACAGUGGCGUAAUGGUAGCCAGGAUGAAAAACCCAGUUUCGGCGCGAGCAUCGCCGUAUGCCGCACCCGGUGGUUCCAUCAGCUCAGCAAGCUCCAUGGCAAUUGCUCCUGCUCAGAUAUCACCCUGACUGAUUCUGUAUCAGUUCAAUGAUUGCCUUCCGGUACGACUUUGAGACACUGCUCGCUGCAGCUAGUGUGCUACAAGUAGACUAAUUGCUUCAACUGAAGUUCUGAAUUUUUGAAUCAGACGGUUUGAGUUGUAGUGCAUGGCACUGGCUAUACUUAUAGUGGCAUGAAUUCCAGUGUCCUUUCGAUAUGAUGUAUGACUGGCACUGACUGCCUGUCAACGUGUAGCACCGUGACUGAGCAGUGCAGGCUAGAGUUAGUAAGCUGCACGUCUAGUUGCAAAGUGCUGGUCCACUUUCUUUUCUCAUUUCCCGCAGUAAUUUUUUUGACUUGAUGAGGAGAAUGCUGGGCACUCCGAAAGGAUUGCCAUUUGAAACCUGCAUGUAUGACUGACACGGUAGAAGGAUUCCGCUGCUCAUAGGCUCCACACCUAAUGGCCGCUGGGGCAUCCGCGGCUUUAUUAUCGCUCUGCUUUCAGUGGAAUGUAUUCAUGUGCGAUACCUGGAAAACGAGAAUGUCUCUACAUGCUGUGCUGGCACAGUUCAUGUGGCAUCAUCGGAUUCCAAGCAAAUUUUCUUAAAUUUUACAAUCGUUACAAUCAUGUAUGGGUAUUUCAAAUACUUUGAAAUAUAUACUCUGCUCCUGCUCUGCUCUAUCAAAAUGGAUAAUUUCUUGGCGCCUUUUCUGCAUAAGCAUUCUUUUCCCUUCAGUCCCCAGUCACGGUCUCCAAUGCAAGAGGGAUGAAAUUGUACUCUUACCAUUCACUCCGCAGUCUCUUUAUAUUCAAUGCUCGUCGUACUUUAUCAGUGACAGCACCAGAGAAUCAUACAUACAUGUACACUCAAACGCCUCUUAUCCGGACGCCUCAGAUACGGGCACGUCUCUCUACCGGGCACCUUCAGCUUGAGUUCCUAUAGCACAAAUGCGUCGAAGUUGGGUUUUUUGAACUUUUUUCCGUAUGUGGAAGUGCUUAUGUUUCACUGCCAACCUAUGUAAUCCACUCAUUUUUAUCAAUGGGUUCCUUUUGUAUCCUCAACAUGUGCAAUACGUGCCAAAUAAACUUCUUCAAAAAAUGA
Molecule: messenger RNA, 2822 nt
Organism: Sycon ciliatum
Lineage: Eukaryota; Metazoa; Porifera; Calcarea; Leucosolenida; Sycettidae
Product: G-protein coupled receptor 157-like
Exons: 3
Coding region: 408-1748 (446 amino acids)
Biological process (GO): cell surface receptor signaling pathway; adenylate cyclase-activating G protein-coupled receptor signaling pathway
Cellular component (GO): plasma membrane
Molecular function (GO): G protein-coupled receptor activity
Source: RefSeq, a predicted model, not a curated record